GUUUUGAAAGGUUGACAAAAAAAAUUCAGCUUGCUUGCAAUCAUUGGACAGGACUGUAUGACCGUCCCUUCGCAACCGAUGCGCCAGAGGAGCGUGUGGCGUUUUUGGGCUCUGUUAAAGGCAAAAAAAAUGCCGAUACAAUCAAAGGGUAUUUACCUUGUUCUCUAAUUUUCAUCUGGUUUUACUUAUAUCACGUUCGUCUUCAUGGGAACUUUUUGCAAGAGCUAUGAACCACCCAGCUUCGAAUAUUUCACAGAAAUUUAAGUUCAUACAGGGAGUGGCAGAUGAUGAUGAUGAUGAUGAUAAGCUGGCUGAUCUCGACAGUGUGAAGUCUGUUCUUCCUCACCGUGUCACGCUGUUUACCUUAUCCUGGCCAUACCAUUCUUGAAAAUACAGCAGGUAACAGACCGGAACUGCACUACGCAUAUAAUGGACUAUUUUUGACAGGUCCCCUGUGAGACAACAUCUGUUGGUCCGUCUUGUCCUUUUUGUUGCAUCAAUCAGUGUGACUAUCCAGAAUGCGCUGCUUCUUACCGAAGAAAAUAUGGAUUUUUAUUUUCUUAUCUGUCCUGUUACUGUUUUCCCUCAUCCACUACUGGCCCCCAGAGGGAAACAGUACUGUUGAUGUGGGACCGAGUCAGAGCCAAAAGGCAUUUAAUGUUCUAAAGGAGAGACUACAAGAUGUGACGCGUAGUUAUGAAAAUAUACCAUAUGUACCGAAGGAAAAAGUGGCAGGGCGACUGGCAGUGAAUGGGUGUGUGUGUGAGGCAGAUAAGAAGCCGGCUAUCGACCUACCCUUUGCCCAGGUCCUUUUUCCCCGUGUCUGGGCCCAGGAUGAUUUUCACACAGCUUUCCAGAGGGCUGAGCUGGCCAAGGUGAAGAAUCGCCGAAAGCAGGAGUUUAACAGCUUACUGCAGAGGUAUCGGACGCCUGCGGAUGUCCUUGUCAUUGCCGAGGCCAACAGUCCCUUGGAGUACCCAACCCAGGGAGUGGAGGUUCGCCCUCUCAAGACUGUCCUUAUCCCUGGGCUGGGUCUCAAAGAAAAGCCAAGACCGCUUUACACAGUGAAUCUGACUGCUACCCUCGGGACGUUUGAUGUGUCGGCCACCGUGGAUGGGGUCUCAGUAGGAGGAGAGGGAGAGAUGCAUUUGUACCUGUCUAGUGGUGUCCUGUCCGCUCUGAACAGACAGCUGCAGUUUGUCACUUACACCAACACCCUGUUCCACCCCAGGACGGCGGACACAGUGCAGUUUGAGACUGAUGGGCACCAGGCAGUUUUCACCAUCAAGGUUGGACAUGCUGUUACUCCCAAGCUCUAUUACUCCGGAGUCACUGAAGAAUACAACAUAACUGCACUUGUCACCAUAGCUACCAAGACAUUUCUGCGUUAUGACAAACUACAAGAUCUGAUUGACAGCAUACGGGUGUUCUACCCCACGGUCACCAUAGUGAUUGCUGAUGACAACGAGCACCCCGAGCCAGUGAAGGGACCACAUAUUGAGCACUACAUCAUGCCGUUUGCGAAGGGCUGGUUUGCAGGGAGAAAUCUGGCGGUGUCCCAGGUCUCCACCAAGUAUGUGCUAUGGGUGGAUGAUGACUUCAUCUUCACUUCCAACACCAGGCUAGAGAAGAUGGUGGAUGUCCUGGAGAAGACCACCCUGGACCUGGUUGGCGGGGCUGUGAGAGAGGCCACGGGAUACACGGCCAGCUAUCGCCACACCCUGUCAGUGGAGGACGGAGGCGAGGAGGGGGACUGUCUGCACAUCAGACAGGGAUUCCAUCACGCCGUCCAGGGAUUCCCCAACUGUGUCGUGGCCGACGCCGUCAUCAACUUCUUCAUGGGGAGGACGGACAGGAUGCAGCAGGUGGGAUUCGACCCUCGUCUGUCCCGGGCAGCUCAUCUAGAGUUCUUUAUUGACGGGCUCGGAUCCCUCCACAUUGGUUCCUGUGAUGACGUCAUCGUAAACCACGCGUCCAAGAUCAAGUUGCCAUGGGGCAAGUCGGAAAAGGAGAAGGCCUACCAAAACUUCCGAUACUACUCGCCGGGCUCUGGCCAAAUCAGAAAUAGCCUUUUUUUCUUCAAGAACCGAUUACAGUGCUUGUCAAGUAACUAAUUCAGGCUCUGCAUAACUGUCGCUUGAGUGUUUCUCCAGUAUUAUCCAUAAAAGAACACAGUUGUACAUCCAACAGGGUGAACUUAAAUCCAUAAUUUUUCAAUGUUUAAAUGAUAUCAUGACUUUAUCAUGAUACUAGUAACUUAUAUAAAAUCACCAAAAUCAAUUAUUUUGGUGUUUGUAUUGUGGUGACCUUGCUCCGAGCGAAGCCCUGCGUCUAAAAAUCGAACAACCAAACAGGGAAGCCCGUCAGACAGUGUGAGGCUCGGCUCAGAUUUUGUGUUCUAUUGCUGCACUGCUCAAAGGAAAAUGUACGUCCUGUUGUAACAUUUAAAAAUAGGUUUGUGUUGAAAGCAACGUUGCACAACAGGUUUUGGUCAGUUUCACCCAUCCGCCCAAGCUCUGUCUGAUUGGGUGGGGUGCGUCAGUGAACUGCGAUCUGCAGGUCUCGCCACAGUUGUUCACAGUUGUUGAGGUUUGGGUUUUGGCUGGGUCACUCAAGGACAACAGGCAUUAAUGAAGCUAAUCCAGCAUUAUCUUGUUGGUGGGCUUCGUGUCCCAGUAGUGCAGAGUUUUCCUUGGUUGCACUGGGAGAUAAGCGAUACCUGACCUAGCAUUCACCAAGAAGGCCCGAUAGUAAAGAAAAAAAGGUUCUAAACUAUAACAUUAAUUGGAUCGUCUUCACUCAGUUUUGAUCUGAUUGUGUUGUAGAGGCAGGAAGUGCAGAUCUGUUCUGUAACCGCCUACGCAGUAUUUGUUGUGCUUGCACAAUCCUCCCCCUCCACCAAAUCAAAGUUCAACUGAAUCUGGCACACUACUGAGUCUGGUGUUGUGCUCCUCUUCUGUAUAGGGAGGAAAAGGCCACCGACUGAGACUGACUUUGCAUUAUGAUGUUCUAGGUGUACAAGGAUAUACUGUUCGCACUCCCUUUGAACAUAAUCUUGAUCUAUGAUUUGCAUUUACUUGCUCCUCAAUUUUCUAUACAAGGAACUAUGUAAAUUAUUUCAUACAAAUUUGUCUGGUUAGCAAUAGGAAUAUAGACUUUAGAAUUAGUUAUGAAUUCAGUAACUUGUACUUUUUUUCUAAAUUUUAUGUGUCAAAUGCUAUUUGUCCACAAGAUGGAACCAGAGACUUGAAAAUUAUAACAUUUUGGGAUACUAUUUUGUCCUCACUGUCAAGUUAAUGUUUCAACAUUUCAAAGAUUUCAAUCUGCAUACACUUUUGAUCUUUAUAGUUGAAUCAGAUCAUAUUUUUCUGUUUCCAUUUUAUAGUCGCACACUGUAUUUCUGCGUUCUUGAAUAGUAUCAACCGUCAGUGCUUUGCUGUUAUUCACUGUUUAUAAAUAACCAAAACUAUCACUUUGGCGUUGUUAGAUCUAUUUUAUUUAAAGCCGUUAGGUUAAUAGUUGCUCAUGUAGAUUGGGUUGUAUAGGUGAAAGAAUGAAUCGUGGCUCGAGGCUCCUUCAGUAUUCAGCAGUCAUGGUGCAUGUCUCCAGAUAUUACAGUCACAGCUCUCGCCAGUGUUAGCUACUCUGUCUCUGCUGAUUCCCACCAUCUAGCUGUUGACCUGGGGGUAGCUGCUGUUAUAAAGCAAUGUCCCAAGAUGGUCUGUCGGGCACGUUACCUGUCUCCAUGGAAAUGGAGGAACAGAUAUAUAGGUACGCCUAAACAAAGAAUACCAAGCUCCUAGGAAUAGUGACAGUCAUAACAUGCAUACAUAUUGAACUAACAUCCCUGGUCUCUCCACAGGUGCAUCUCAAAAACAAAUGAUAUUGUGGAAAAGUUCAUUUCCUCCCGUAAUUCAAAUAAAAAGGUGACACCUUCAUAUAUUCUAUAUUCAUUACACAUAAAGUGAAACAUUUCAAGCAUUUUUUGUUUGUCUUGAUGAUAAUCUUGAUGACAGAAAUCCAGUGUCUCAAAAUAUUAGAAUAAAAAAGGUUUAAUACAGAAACGUAGACCAGAGAAGAGCUCUAAUCAGCAAUAAUCAGUAAUACCACGGGCAGCAAACCAGUUACCAGUUCUUUUUUUCCUUCGACCAGGUAAGACACUUCUGACCAUGUCUCUGGUUCAGGAGUGGCUUGACACUAGGAAUGUGACACUUUGUAGCCCAUUUCCUAGACACAUCUGUGCGUGGUGGCACUUGAUGCACUGACUCACUUGUGAAGCUCCCCCAAGUUCUUGAAUCGACUUUGCUUGACAAUCCUCUCAAGGCUGCGGUCACCCCUGUUGCUUGUGCUCCUUUUGCUACCACACUUUUCCCUUCCAGUCAACUUUCUACGAAUAUGCUUUGAUACAGCACUCUGCGAACAGCCAGCCCUCUCAGCAAUGAUCUUCUGUGGGUUACCCUCCUCAUGGAGGGUACAACUGUCUUCUGGACAACUGUCAAGUCAGCAGUCUUCCCCAUGAUUGUGGUUGUGUUUACUAAACCAGACUGAUAGACUGAAGGCUCUGGGAGUUAAUUAGAUUAGAGCUCUUCUCAGGUCGAUAUUUCUGUAUUGUACAUUUUUAUUCUAAUAUUUUGAAAUACUGGAUUAUUGAU
Esox lucius (northern pike) is the source of this 4652-nucleotide messenger RNA. RefSeq names its product beta-1,4-N-acetyl-galactosaminyl transferase 1a (gene b4galnt1a). Lineage: Eukaryota; Metazoa; Chordata; Actinopteri; Esociformes; Esocidae. Gene Ontology annotation, cellular component: Golgi membrane. Gene Ontology annotation, molecular function: hexosyltransferase activity. The coding region runs from base 519 to 2114 and encodes 531 amino acids. The record is from RefSeq and is a predicted model, not a curated record. Gene Ontology annotation, biological process: ganglioside biosynthetic process. The transcript has 11 exons.